AUGGGAGAAAAAGUACCACUAGAAAUCCUUAAUAGUGAGAGGUUUUAUCCAUAUUUCAAGGAUUGUGUAGGUGCAAUUGAUGGAAAUCAUGUUCGUGUCAAGGUGUCCAAUGCCGAGAUAGCAAGGUAUCGUGGUGAUAACCAACCUACGUAUGAUGUUAAUACGCAGUCAAAAAUUGUUCUUGCUUGUUGUAUUUUGCACAACUUUUUGAUUGAAGUAGAUCCAGCUUUGGAAUAUAUUGAUGAAGUAGAUAUAGAAUUGGCGCACCAAUCUCCUGUUGAGAAUGGAAAUAUUGCAUCUACUAGUACUAAAGAAGAUUCAUCACAAGCAUUUGAAAUGGGUGAAGAUUUGAAGAAAGAUCAGGAAGUUAAGAAAGAACACUUAAAAUGGACACAAUCCAUGGAUGAUGCUUAUAUCCAAUCAUUAUUGAAUCAGCACUAUGAAGGGUAUCGAGUUGAUGGAACAUCCACAACAACAGCUUAUAACAACAUUGUCGAGGAAUUGAAGGAUAAACUUGGUAAGGAUUUCACCAAAGAUCGUUUGAUGAAUUGA
Molecule: messenger RNA, 552 nt
Organism: Coffea arabica (coffee)
Lineage: Eukaryota; Viridiplantae; Streptophyta; Magnoliopsida; Gentianales; Rubiaceae
Source: RefSeq, a predicted model, not a curated record